Cyclopterus lumpus (lumpfish) is the source of this 1527-nucleotide messenger RNA. Its product is annotated as GTPase IMAP family member 7-like. The transcript is spliced from 2 exons. The record is from RefSeq and is a predicted model, not a curated record. Lineage: Eukaryota; Metazoa; Chordata; Actinopteri; Perciformes; Cyclopteridae. Gene Ontology annotation, molecular function: GTP binding. Bases 260 to 1252 code for a protein of 330 amino acids.
CAUGCACGAUAAACAAGCAGAGCGUCGGGGACUAUACGAGACAGCCACGUUAGUGAAAACUGUGGACACAAAUAUUAUUUGAACAAAUAAAGCUUUUACUUGGAAAAGUAAACUCCCCUCGCCCACCACACGCACGCACGCACGCACGCGCACACGCACGCACACACACGCCCCACGGUAAGGAGCAGCAGGAGAAGAGACACGUAGCACGUCGUCUGGUUGAAACAUUUUACUCUUCGCUGAUUUAUCUUCUAAAAACAUGGACAUGUCAAACAGCAGGAGGAUUGCCAUCCUGGGAAAAACUGGAGUUGGGAAGAGCAGCCUGGCUAACACCAUACUGGGAGAGCAACUGUUCCGGAUCGGACACAGUGUGAACUCUGAAACAAUUAAAUGUCAAGCAGAAACUAAACCGGUCAAUGGAGGAAACAUCACUUUGAUUGACACUCCUGGUUUCUUCGACACAGAUCGAUCUGAGGAGGAGCUGAAGUCUGAAAUAUUGAGAUGCAUCACAGAGUUCGCUCCUGGGCCUCAUGCCUUUCUCAUUGUACUCAAAGUGGAGAGAUUCACAGAGCACGAGCAGGCUAUCAUCGAUAAAAUACACCAAUACUUUUCUGAAGAAGUCUUACAGUAUGCGUCAGUUCUCUUUACUCAUGGUGACCAGCUCCCUGAAGGACAGACCAUUGAGGACUUUGUCCACGAUAAUAGGCGUGUGAAGGAUCUGGUGGAGAAGUGUGGAGGCCGCUGCCACGUCGUUGAUAAUAAAUAUUGGAAGAACAACCAGGAAGAAUACAGGAACAACCAGGUCCAGGUGAAGGAGCUCCUCAAGACAAUAGAUAAGAUGGUUGAGGCAAACGAAGGAAGAUGCUACACCAAUGAGAUGCUACAAGCAGUGGAGGAAAGAAUAAUACAGGAGGUGGAACUCAUUCGACAGACAGCAGGAAACAAGUCAGAGGGAGAGAUCAGAGAGGAGGCGAAAGAGAACGUAUUUAAGUUGCUUUGGACCAAACUGGCAGGUAUCGCAUCAGGUGCAUUGUGGGGAGCUCUUUUAGGUCUAAUGGAGAUGGCGAGUGACAUUAUCACAGCUUUAACACAGCCAGGAGGAGCUGGAAUGAGAGGAGCCACAGUGCAAAGGGCAGUUGGUGUUGCUCUAAGAGGAGCGAUGCAAGGAGCUAUUACAGGACACAAUGCAUCUGAGGGAGCAGACUCACCAGGCGAAGCAGCAAAGAAGGCAGGAGACGCUGUCAUGAAAUAAUCAAUCAGGAUCAAAAGCACAUGAUAAUACAGCCAGAGAUGAAACAGAAUCAAAACCAAUAAUCAAGACGUUACUCUUAAAGACGGGAGAGAGAAUGUAUCAUUAGAAAGUCACACCUCCCUUUAAAUAACAUGAAAUAUGUGACCAUUGAGAUGAUCACGUUUAAUCAUAUGUAAUAUGUCAUUCAAACUUUAGUCGCUUAUUCCUCUUUCACAAGCAGUUUAUUUUAUUCACCGUACAUAUCUACUUGCCUGUACUUCAGAUGUCAUAUUGUA